AUGAAUACAAGCAUUUCCAAUUCGAUGGGAGAUGAAAAAUUUCAAAUGCAUGUCGACCAUGACGUUGAUGAUAAUAAUCGAUUAAUAAAAUCUCGUUAUUUCGAACAACGUCGUCCAUUUCGUUUAACAUCAUUAAUUUAUCCAAUUUCAUUGGCUUUACUUAUUCUCAUUAGUACUGUACUUUUAGUUCUUACUGUUACUCGACGAAAUACAUGUCGUCAACAACAAUUAGAACAAGCUGAAGUUCUUUUAGGUUAUAAACCUGACAGUCAUUUUUAA
Messenger RNA from Adineta steineri, 279 nucleotides. NCBI's taxonomy places the organism in Eukaryota, Metazoa, Rotifera, Eurotatoria, Adinetida, Adinetidae. The record is from the annotation of a GenBank genome assembly.